AUGCCAGUUGAACUCCACGCCAUUGCUUACGCUAAUGGUUGUGCUGAUGAGAUUCAAAGAAUUGAACGGGAGAUUAGAGAGAAACCGCGCAACAAGAUGUUAUUUCAAACACUACCCUUUCAUAAACGAAGAAGAACAGCUUCUUUUGAUGAGCGCAGAAUACCUAAGGAGGCACGAAGGGGUGAGAAAAGUCGGCGACGGGCAAUUCGGCAAAGAGUUGUUUGGGGGUCUGGGAAGCUACAUGCACAUACCUGGUACGCCAAAAGGUUCUUUAUGCACACCAACCUAGGCACAACUCUGCCUUAUAAACGGCAUAUGAAGAGUGAUAAGUUUAUUGCGGCAGCUCUAAGCACUCGGGGUUUAUUGAGUGAUAUUUCGUACUGUAAAGUGUAUUUGGCCGGUGGAGUAGGAUUGGAUGUUUUGUCGCCGCAGGUGGAGUAUUCUUCAAACUACAGUCGAUCAAUUGUCUGGCAAAACUCGACUGAGUGUAUUAUUAUUAAAGAUACACAAGCGGAAGUAAAUCAAGGUGGUAGUGGUGAAAGUGUAAAUGAGAAUGAGAAUAAGUGUGAAGUUAUAGGUGGGAAUGAAGAGAUGCCGGCUUUGGAGGAUCUGUGUAUCUUUAUGUUCUAUGGUGAGCAGAAGAUGUAUGCUGCAACAGGGUAUGUUAAUUGUAGGUCGGCUCGGGAGUUAGUAGAGAACCGGACGGGCCCCUUAGCUUAUGUUUGUAUGGCACUUGACCAGACUAGAGUGGUUUUGCUUAUCAACCGAGCUCGGUGUAUGGAAGUCAUGCAGAAGUGUGUAGUGGGCGGAAUUGUGCCUAUUAGUACUCUGGAACUGUUCCGUAUUGGUACGGAGUUAGACCGGGUGGUUUAUCCUUUUGACUUGCUAAGUACUCGUCGUGGUCAUUCUUUAUGGGAGGCAACUAACCAGGCAGAAUUAGAUGUUCUGGCUAAAAAACCACGGGGUAAACGACCGGUUGAUGUUUUACCUUUAUUUACUGGAGAUCUAACCCAGGCUACUCCUUAUCUCUUUGUAGCUGAUAAAGGAUCCUUCAUGCCUGGCUCGCCUGUUAUUUUGGCUGAGUCAUUAAACUCUUCCGAGCCAGAAGGUUUUCCAAUGUCUGGCCAAGAGUCUGUGGUUGGUUGCGUUCUAAGGUCAUCUUUUUCGUUCAAGCGCGGGCGUACUACCGGAGUCCUCUACCUCGCCCAAUUACCCGAUAGCACACAAACUCCUUUCAUUCGCAAUCGCCGCUCCCACCAAUUUUACCCUGUCUCUCUCACCCCAAUUACUCCUUGUAAUACUAUCUAA
Molecule: messenger RNA, 1308 nt
Organism: Nematocida homosporus
Lineage: Eukaryota; Fungi; Microsporidia
Exons: 1
Coding region: 1-1308 (435 amino acids)
Biological process (GO): tRNA 5'-leader removal
Cellular component (GO): nucleolar ribonuclease P complex; ribonuclease MRP complex
Source: RefSeq, a predicted model, not a curated record